GGGGGAAAUAGACUAGAAUAGAAUUUCAUCUACAGCGAUGACGUCAUUCCGAAAUCAACGAACAGUUAGGCUACUUUGUCGCGUGUGGUGGGGACACUUCGUGAGAAACUCCAGUAGCCUAUUCAGAUUCAAAGGUAUUGAUAUGGAGACAGACAAUGUUGAGGCUGCUCCCAGUCCUCAGCUCCUGUUUCUGGGACAGAAGUCCACUAAACGCCUGCUGGAGGUUUAUGUGAAACGCAGUCUCAGCCUCAACGAUUCUGCAGCCAGGGGGCAACGGGUCAAACCUCGAAAAUGGAUAAUAGUGGACAACAAAGGCAACCGCAUCAGGAAAGCAUCUAGUGACAGCUCAACACAUCGUCUGUCGCGUGAAAUAUCACAAACUGACCAACCUAAGGAGCCAAGUUCAGACACAACCAGUGACUCUCAUCAAACAGAAUCUAACCAAAGGGAAAGAAAGCCUGGGACUCAUAGAAUUACCAAAAAACCAUCUAUACUGAGGAGCUUUUUAAGACUGUUCUCCAGGAAGAAUUAUGAAGUUCCAAACAGUUCAGUGCCAGACACUCCUGUGUCCAGUGGGUCUUUGGACAGCUGCUUUGAAGCAGAGCUGUGUCCCCCUGUCCCUAAGAUGUCCAGCGAAGACAAGGAAGGUAACACACUGUGUCCAACGAAGUCCAUCAAGAAGAGGCUCUCACUGAAGAAGCUCUCCUUCAGAUCUGAUUCAGUCAAAAGACAUACCAGCCUUGCUACUGCUGAUGUGGUGCGAGUACCAGAUGCGAUUGUCUGUGUGGAGCCUUCAAACACAUACUUUGAGAAAGUAUCUGAGGAGUUGGAGCGCAUUGUGAAAGAGCUGAAAGAAAGCCCAACAGAGGAUGAGGCACAUUGUGCUGCAACGCUAACUGAUCAGAGGCCUGCUAAAGACUCAGAGGAUGACAUUGUUGAGAGGAUGGUCAAUAUACUAAAACAACAAGGAGAUGAGAUUGAUGAGAAGAUCAGGAGGAACAGUAGUAUGAGUUCCUUCUUUCAGAAGCUCACCUACAACAACUUCCAGCUACUUGCCGAUCGCUAUGUGGCUGACAUCCCUGAUCCGCUACCUCAGAGGACCGCCACUCCCCCACAGCUUGUGAAGCUGGCCUUCACUCUGGAUUUCACGGCCAAGGUGGCUGGACUAUCUAGCCAAGCCGUUGGCCGCAUCAUGGGGUUUGGGAACCAGUACAUACAAAACCGCUUUACCCAGAUGACAAGUGUCAAUUGCCAGGCAUCUCAGAACAUGGAGGAUCUCGACCUGGUGGAUUAAGACUAAAACUUGUGAAUCAUGAUACCAACUACCCUUCUACUGCAAUGCUCAUGCCUUUGGAUAUUGCCUGAUAUUUAGGUAUACAUAACAGAUGUGAAGGUGCCAAAUAGUCUCGGUGUGUCCUGAAAUGCUGUAUAAUAGCAUUUAGAUAUUACCUGAUAUUUAGGUAUGCAUUACAAAUGUGAAUGUGCCAAAUAGUUUUUGUGUUGUCAAAUACUGUUUUUACAGUUGCCUUGAUGUUGCCCUCUGUCAGGACUCCGGCCUGGAUUCCUGACCUUUGGCUUCCCUGAUGAAAAGUUUGUUCAUUGUUCUGUUAUGUUUUUGUUUUGGCUCUGUCAUGUGUUUCUGUUUACAUUUUGUCUGCCAUGUUGUUCCAUAUGUUCUUGUCUCCACCCCUAACCUGUCAUGUCACCUCUUGUCAUUGGUAGUUUCCCCCUAUUUGCUGUGGUUACCUGUGUCUCAUUGAGUGUCUCGUUAUGUGUCAUGUUGGUCUGUUGCUACUUGUUUUUGUUCCCGUUGGUGUAUUUGUUGGCGUUGACUUUUUUCUCCAUCAGCUCCUUAUGUUUGAUUUUGCCUCCAUGAUUUUUGUUACCUUGGAUUUACCUUUUUGUAAGUAAAUCUAACUUUUGUUCUA
This is a messenger RNA of Clupea harengus (Atlantic herring), 1928 nucleotides long. RefSeq lists its product as uncharacterized. Gene Ontology annotation, biological process: regulation of extrinsic apoptotic signaling pathway. The record is from RefSeq and is a predicted model, not a curated record. Lineage: Eukaryota; Metazoa; Chordata; Actinopteri; Clupeiformes; Clupeidae.